GCUACAUAGUACCCAGGAGCAUCCGUGAGUGAGUUCUGAGCAGUGUUAGCUCACUGCACUGCACAUAGGUUAAUCCCCUGACUUGUUAUUAGACCCUUCAGAAUACAACGUUACGUGUGGCUCCUCAGCUGUCAGUAAAAUUGAUAACACAUCGUUUUUUGAUUGUGUCGUUGACGUUUGCAUGUCACCCAACUGACUGAUCUGUAAUUCAGAGAGGUAACGUAAUUAGUUCACUAGCUGAGCAUAUCAUGGAGACGGAAAUACACGUGCCUGUUGGUUCACCGGCAAUAAGAAAAUUUCCAAUAUUUGUCGACGAACAUAAUGUUGUCGGUGGAGCCAUGAAGUUAAUAAAAGAGCUGCGACCAGCAUGGGACAUAAAGCUCGUAAAGACCAAGCUCUUCACCGACGGCACGACCAACAAGCUCGUGGGCUGCUACACCGAGGCGGACCCGGAGGACGUGGUGCUGGUGCGCGUCUACGGCAACCGCACGGAGCUGAUCGUGGACCGGGACAACGAGCUGCGCAGCUUCCAGGUCCUCCACGCCAACGGCUGCGCCCCGCGCCUCUACUGCUCCUUCCAGAACGGCAUCUGCUACGAGUUCAUGCAGGGCGACGCGCUGGGCACGCAGGACGUCCGGGACCCCGUGCUGCGGAGACUCAUAGCCAGAGAGAUGGCACGCAUCCACGCUAUCCAUGCCCACAACGGCUGCAUCCCCAAACCCAACCUGUGGAUCAAGAUGCGCAAGUACUUCUCCCUAGUGGCCACAGAAUUCACCGCAGAGGCUUCCAACAGCAGAAUCCAACAGGAAGUUCCCAGCCAGGAAAUACUGGAACAGGAAAUGGCCUGGAUGAAGGAGCACCUCUCUCAGCUGGGUUCUCCUGUUGUGCUGUGCCACAAUGACCUGCUCUGUAAAAACAUCAUCCACAACGACAAAGAAGGCCAUGUCCGGUUCAUAGAUUAUGAAUAUUCUAGUUAUAAUUACCAGGCCUUUGACAUUGGAAACCACUUCAAUGAAUUCGCUGGCAUGAGUGAGCCAGAUUUCGGCCUGUACCCCAGCCGGGACAUGCAGUUGGAAUGGCUCCACACGUACUUGCAGAACUACAAACUGUACACCAAGAAAGGAGAGGAAGUCAGUCAGCAGGAGCUGGAGACUCUCUACGUGCAAGUCAACAAGUUCGCCCUGGCCUCGCAUUUCUUCUGGGGUUUCUGGGCACUAAUCCAGGCCAAAUACUCCUCCAUCGACUUCGACUUCCUCGGGUACGCUGUGCUCCGCUUCAAUCAGUACUUCAAGACCAAGCCUGCCCUCAUGGCCCUGACCGUCCCCGAGUGAGCGCCUGGCCAGGGCCACAGGAGGAUGAGGAGGAGGAGGAGGAGGAGGGUCUGGUUCCAGAGCAGACACCAAGUAGCCAGGCCAUAGGAUGCUC
Messenger RNA from Sardina pilchardus (European sardine), 1425 nucleotides. RefSeq names its product ethanolamine kinase 2 (gene etnk2). Gene Ontology annotation, molecular function: ethanolamine kinase activity. Gene Ontology annotation, biological process: phosphatidylethanolamine biosynthetic process. The coding region runs from base 249 to 1331 and encodes 360 amino acids. The transcript has 8 exons. The record is from RefSeq and is a predicted model, not a curated record. Gene Ontology annotation, cellular component: cytoplasm. NCBI's taxonomy places the organism in Eukaryota, Metazoa, Chordata, Actinopteri, Clupeiformes, Clupeidae.